Molecule: messenger RNA, 1879 nt
Organism: Eubalaena glacialis (North Atlantic right whale)
Lineage: Eukaryota; Metazoa; Chordata; Mammalia; Artiodactyla; Balaenidae
Gene: CCDC60
Product: coiled-coil domain containing 60
Exons: 14
Coding region: 1-1650 (549 amino acids)
Source: RefSeq, a predicted model, not a curated record
AUGACCAAGGUACCAGCCACCAAGAAGCUACAGAGUUCCCCUGCCUCGGGGGCCCUCUGGCCCUUUCAUGCCUCAGAUCUUCUAACGCAGGUCCCAGACAAACCAAUGAGGAGCAUCAAGUAUAUGGAGAAGGAUAUAAUAAACCUCAAGAAAGACCUUACACGAAGCCGCAUCUUGAUUCAGUGGGUGAAGAUGGGCCGUGGAUACUUUACUAUUCUGAGGGAGGAGAGUGCAUUGAAAAAAAAGCAACAACAACUUCAGAAACUCAAAGAGGAAGAAAGAAAUAUAUUCCAACCAGCCAAAAAGAUGUCGGAUAUCCAGUAUGGGGAUAUUCUUUUGACCACGUACGGGAACGAGAAGAUGAAGAAAGUGGGGAUGGGGGUCCUCCUGCGUCCAUUCACCCCCGUGCACAGCUGCAUCAUUGCGCCCUCGCUGCCUGAGGCUCACGUCGAGCCCAUCUUCCGCCAGCUCUGUGCCCUCCACUGGCUCCUGGAGGCCCUGACUAUCGACCACACCCACCACACCAUGAAGCCCGUGAUCACCUGCUGGAAUCCGAAGGACCCAGGUGGAAGCAAGAGCACAAUAAAAAAAAUCAAUAAGGACAAGUCCAUGGGACAGAGGUGGGAGCACUUCGUCACAGCCCCGAAGACCAAGAAAUUCAAGGUUCCUGUAGCACGCGUCACCAGCCGCAAACCAAGCCGGCGAGGCUCCACCCUCAGUCUGUCUCGGACAAGUGGAGGGUCAUCCCCCCAGAGCAGCAUGGUCUCCGUGAACCCGGGCUCAGAUGAGCCCCAGAGUGUGAUCACCCAGGCAACAGGCAGCAAGGACGUUGAGGACAAUGAAUCGUCUUCGGUGAAGCCUGAAGAAGAACCGCUCCAUGUCAAUCUGCAGAAGCUCCUGGAGAUGGUUCGGGAAGAUGCUCAGAGAACGGUCACAAUGGCAAAUGGGAUGCAGAAACAAGCGGCCAGUAUCUUGUCAAUGCUCAGACAAAACAAGAGCGAUUCUGCCUAUAAAGACAUGCAGACCACCCGCAAAUCAAGUGACAGAUCCAGCAGUACAAGUGGAGACAGCCACUCCCAGGUGCUCCAGAAGAAGUCUAAAAGCCGCGCCAACCGUGACAUCAUCCACUGCAAGAGUGGGGUGUGUAACGCCAUGAGGGCCAAGUUUAACAGUGUGGCCCAGGAGGCUGGCCUCUGUCUGCAGGACAAGAUGGAAAUCCUCAUGAAGCGCCAAGAAGAAAGAGGUCUCCAGAAGUUCCGUUCUUUUGACCUUGUCUCAAAUUUCCAAAAGGAUGUAGCAAAAAUGAGACACCACAUCUCCAUGGUAAAAGGAGAUGCAGAAGAAAUUGCAGACCACUGGUACUUUGACCUGCUGUCCAAACUCCCUGAGGAUCUGAAGAAUUUCCGCCCUGCCAAAAAGAUCCUGGCGAAACUGCAGAAGUUUGGGGAAAAUCUGGACCUGAGGAUCCGGCCGCAUGUUCUCUUGAAGGUGCUGCAGGACAUGAGAGUCUGGGAGCUGUGCUCUCCGGACAUCGCAGUGGCUAUCGAGUUUGUGCGAGAACACAUCAUCCAUAUGCCUCAAGAGGAUUAUAUCAACUGGCUGCAGAACCGAAUCAACGUCCCCAUCCGGUCCCACAGUGCCCAGAUGUAGUGGGCCUGGGUUGACCAGCGAUCCCAGUGGAGGAGGGCUGUCUACACUGUGUUCCUGUUUCCUGCCUACUCUCAUGGAUACUCAUUAUGAUCUAGUAGGGUCAUCUGGAGACCAGAUGACCCUGCCAACAUUCUAGAGGGAGCUCCUCCCAGGUGGGAGCUCCCUUCUACCUCACACCCCAGCCUCAGUCUCCCAGCCUCCGUUCCUCAUUGGUCCAGCCUGACUCUAC